UUUUUGAUAACGCGUAUAAACGAUGUUGUAUCAACAAUCCAAUAACCACUUCAUUAUUAAAUAAUAAAUAUCAUUACGGCCGCUGAUCACGCUUAAACACAUCAAGACUCAAAUCUCGAUUAACCGUUUUUAACCGUGUCCGUAGACGGCGUAAAACACUAAUUAGUAUUUAGUGACCGAUGUCAGUAUUCACUUUCCACUAUCCAACACUUGGUAGUCAUUCGUUGUCCGAUGUAACCAUUUUUAAUAAUUGAUUUGAAUUUCGAACGACAUUAUUCUUGAAUUCGAAAAAAUGACGUCAAUAAUAAAAUUUUAUACCUUGUCGGGCGCGCGUGAUGAAUCACCACCCUGCUAUUUACUACAAAUUGAUGAGUUUAAAUUCCUGUUGGAUUGUGGAUGGGAUGAACAUUUUAGCAUGGGUGUUGUCAAUAAACUAAAAAAGUACAUUCAUCAAAUAGAUGCAGUUUUAUUAUCACAUCCAGAUCGUUUUCAUCUUGGGAUUUUACCGUACCUUGUUGGCAAAUGUGGUUUAAACUGUCCUGUAUAUGCUACUAUACCCGUUUAUCAAAUGGGUCAAAUGUUUAUGUAUGAUUUACAUCAAUCAUUGUGCAAUGUGGAGGAUUUUACUUUAUUUAACUUAGAUGAUGUAGAUGCUGCUUUCGAUAAAGUCAUACAAGUAAAAUAUAAUCAAAUUGUUUCAUUAAAAGGUAAAGGAAUUGGUUUAAGAAUAGUAGCAUUGCCUGCUGGCCAUAUGGUUGGUGGUACAAUUUGGAGAAUAUCUAAAAUCGGCGAAGAGGAUAUUGUUUAUGCUGUAGAUUUUAAUCAUAAAAAAGAAAGACAUUUGAAUGGCAGUGAUUUAGAAAGGCUUGGAAGACCAUCAUUACUGAUAUUGGAUUGUUUUAAUGCUGCUUAUUCACAACCUAGGCGUAGAUCUCGCGAUGAGUCUUUAAUUACUUGUAUAUUGACAACAUUACGUGUCAAAGGCAAUGUUUUGAUAGCAAUUGAUACAGCAGGACGUGUUCUAGAAUUGAUGUAUAUGUUGGACCAAUUGUGGCGUAAUAAGGAAUCUGGUCUUGGCGUGUACUCUUUAGUAUUUUUAACAAAUGUUAGCUACAAUACUGUGGAAUUCGCUAAGUCUCAAAUUGAAUGGAUGAGUGAUAAAUUAAUGAAAAGUUUUGAAGGUGCAAGAAAUAAUCCAUUUUUUUUUAAGCAUGUAAAACUAUGUCAUAACAUGAAUGAUUUAAACAAAGUCUCCGAACCAAAAGUUGUAUUAGCCAGCAACGGAGAUCUUGAAAGUGGAUUUUCCAGAGAAAUUUUUAUUAUGUGGGCUUCAAAACCAAAAAACAGUGUUAUUCUUGCAGACAGAACCGCUCCUGGUACUUUGGCUCGCGAUUUAAUUGAGGAGGGUGGUGAUAGGAAUAUUAAACUGAUUGUCAAGAAACGUGUACCUUUGGAUGAAGAUGAAUUGGAAGAAUAUAAUAUCAAACAUAACAAAGAAAAAUUAGAAGCCAGUAAAAAUGAACCAGUAAGUUCUGAUUCUGAAGAUGAACAAGAACCUAUGAGAGGCAAACAUGACUUAUUAGUUGAUGCUGAUUCAUUAAGCUCAAAAAAAUCUUCUAAAAAAGAAUUGCCGCCCAUGUUUCCUUACUACGAUGAAAAAUGCAAAUUUGACCCAUAUGGAGAAAUCAUUAAACAAGAAGAUUUUAUUAAAUUUAAUACUGCCACGGGAGAAGAAAAAACUGUAGAUGAACAAAAUAAAAAAAAUAAUGAAGAUGAAGAAAUGGAUAUAUGUGAUCUUCCAUCCAAGUGUGUGGAGUAUGAAAUGGACAUUUAUGUAGCAGCCAAAAUUGUACCAAUUGAUUUUGAAGGUCGCUCAGACGGAGAGUCGUUAAAACAAAUUGUACUUGCACUAAAACCCAGACGUUUAAUUUUAGUAAGAGGCAACCAUUAUAGCACUAAAGUUGUGUACAACUUUGCCAAAGUAUUCAUUGAUAGUAACGUUUUUACACCUAAGAUUGGUCAUUGUUUAAACGUAACUACUGAAUCUCAUAUUUACCAAGUACGUCUAACAGAUGAACUUCUUUCCACAGUUAAUUUUAAAAAAGGACCAAAUGGUGAUUUAGCUUACAUGAAUGCCAAAUUAAAAUUAAAAUGUCGUGGUGAUAGUAUGGAGAUUGACAAUGCUGUGUCUGAAAAGACACCAAGAAUAGAUGAUCAAAUGUUUACACUUGAACCUUUAGCGGAUCAUGAAAUUCGACCUCGCAAAUCUGUCUUUAUUAAUCGUUUAAAACUAUCAGAUUUUAAACAAAUUUUAUCCAAAAAUAAUAUACCUUGUGAACUUUCUAAAGGUGUUUUAUGGUGUUGUAAUCGUACUAUUUGUGUUCGUAGAAAUUCUUCUGGAAAGGUUUUGAUUGAAGGAAUUAUUAGCCGCCAAUAUUAUUACAUACGUAGUUUACUAUACAGCCAGUUUAUUAUUUUAUAAUACAACUAUCAUUUACAUUUAAUGCUGACAAAAUUAUGAUCAUGAUAAAAUAAUUUUAAAAAAACUACAAUUAAUAUCUCAUACUUCAGGGUAUGAUUUGUAUUCUUUCCUAUUUUAUUAUUAUUAUGUAGUUAAUUUUAUAAAUGUCAAUGUAUUACAUUUUUAAGCUCGAUAUUUA
Messenger RNA from Melanaphis sacchari, 2660 nucleotides. RefSeq names its product probable cleavage and polyadenylation specificity factor subunit 2 (gene CPSF2). Gene Ontology annotation, biological process: mRNA 3'-end processing by stem-loop binding and cleavage. Gene Ontology annotation, molecular function: RNA binding. The transcript is spliced from 14 exons. The record is from RefSeq and is a predicted model, not a curated record. Gene Ontology annotation, cellular component: mRNA cleavage and polyadenylation specificity factor complex. NCBI's taxonomy places the organism in Eukaryota, Metazoa, Arthropoda, Insecta, Hemiptera, Aphididae. Bases 293 to 2482 code for a protein of 729 amino acids.